This is a messenger RNA of Oikopleura dioica, 753 nucleotides long. Lineage: Eukaryota; Metazoa; Chordata; Appendicularia; Copelata; Oikopleuridae. The record is from the annotation of a GenBank genome assembly.
AUGAAAAUCCUACAGUUUCUCCUCACAUCUACCUUCGCUCAGAACUUCAACGCGCUUUCCCCUGGUAACGAUCCAGAUGCAGCGAUGACGAUGUUCAAGGAAAUCUACUUUCCAAUCUUCAAGGCUUCCUUCACAAAUCUGGAUCACGACAAAAUGCAUCGCCAAAAAGCCGAGGACGUCGGCGAGAUGAGAUUCGUCGAGAGAAUGUUCGACUACUGCGUCGGAGAAGACGAUUAUUUCAUGUCUUUCGAAGAGGAUCUUGCUUGUGGAACAAGAAUGCUAACGGACAUGAGCAAGGCGUUCCCAGAAUUAGCUGAAUUGGUCGAAGAAGAUGACCCAGAACUGAACUCGAUGGUUUACGAAAUUCUUGAUGUCAACGGAGACGGAGGAAUGGACAGGGAAGAGUAUCAAGACUCUGUCUACUGUGCGAUCAGAGUUAUGGCCGCGAAAUUUGUCCAGUUUGCUCCUCCUGAUUUGAAAGAAAACCUUGUCCACAUCCUUUCGUCUUUCGCCGAGACAAUCCCAACUUUGCUCAACAACGAGGAAAUGGAGUCAUUCAUGUCCGGACAUCCGCGAAUCUACAGAAUCAUCAAACAACGCUUCAACGAGAAGCGACUCGGAAAACUCUUCAGAACUGUCGACUUCAACAAUGACGAUGAAAUCUGCGAGCGGGAACUGACGAAGUUUGCGAUCAACUUGCUGGAUGAAUUUUCCGACUUGGCUGAACUGAUUUCUGAUGAAACUGACUACUAA